AUGGCAGAGUACGACGAGCCAGAGAAGUUCCGCGUCGUCGAAGUCCCCCUCCCCAAGCUCCGUGACAACGAUGUCCUGAUCAAGGUCAAGGCCUGCGGUGUGUGCGGUACUGACCUGCAUAUCCAUGAGGGUGAAUUCUUGGCCAAGUUCCCCUUGAUCCCUGGUCACGAAACCGUCGGUGUCGUCGCUGGUCUUGGAUCCAAGGUCAAGGGCUUCAGUGUCGGUGACCGAGUGGUGGCCGACAACUCCGAGCUCUGCGGAGAAUGCUUCUACUGCCGUCGUGGCGAGGAGCUUCUCUGCGAAGACUUCCAGGCGCACGGUGUCACCAUGGACGGUGGCUUUGCCGAGUACUGUGCCUACCCGGCCAAGAGAGUGUUCCCCAUCAAGAACCUCAACGACGUCGAGGCCACUCUCCUCGAGCCUGCCUCCUGCGCUGCCCACGGUCUGGACAAGAUCGCUCCCAAGAUGGGCUCCAGCGUGCUCAUGUUUGGUGCGGGACCCACGGGUCUGGUGUUGGCCCAGAUGCUGAGACAAAACGGUGGUUGCCACGUCGUGAUUGCCGCUCCCGAGGGUCUCAAGAUGGACCUGGCCAAGUCUCUUGACGCUGCCGACGAGUAUGUCGCCCUGUCCCGAAAGGACCCCGCCGCCCAGUUCCAGAAGCUCAAGUCCGAGAACCCCUACGGAUUCGACAUCGUCGUCGAGGCCACCGGUAGCGUCAAGAUCCUCGAGGACGCCAUUCACUAUGUCCGAAGAGGUGGCAAGCUCGUCGUGUAUGGUGUCUAUAGCAGCAAGGACCGCGUCACUUGGCCUCCUUCCAAGAUCUUCGGUGACGAGAUCACCAUCCUGGGAUCCUUCAGCGAGACCUACAAGUUCCCUGCUGCCAUUGACUACCUUGACAGCGGAAAGGUCAAGGUCAAGGGUAUUGUCAACAAGACCUUCAAGCUGGAACAAUGGGCAGAAUGUCUUGAGUCGAUGAAGAACAAGAGCGCCAUCAAGGCAGCCAUCGUGUUCGACUAG
Molecule: messenger RNA, 1017 nt
Organism: Exophiala spinifera
Lineage: Eukaryota; Fungi; Ascomycota; Eurotiomycetes; Chaetothyriales; Herpotrichiellaceae
Product: chlorophyll synthesis pathway protein BchC
Exons: 4
Coding region: 1-1017 (338 amino acids)
Molecular function (GO): oxidoreductase activity; zinc ion binding
Source: RefSeq, a predicted model, not a curated record